Molecule: messenger RNA, 1200 nt
Organism: Clonostachys solani
Lineage: Eukaryota; Fungi; Ascomycota; Sordariomycetes; Hypocreales; Bionectriaceae
Source: the annotation of a GenBank genome assembly
AUGUCCGCGGACGAAAAUUCACCGAGGCGGAGCAUCCCCAGGCAAAUAUGGACAGACGAUGGACGAAUGCUGCUUGACCCAGAGGCCAUGCAAGGCGAUCCUUUUUUCCACGACUUCGUUGUCGGCUUCGCCCGACUGGUCCUCAAAACGUACCGCGAACUGAGCGGGAUAGGCUCCAGGCCAAUCAAGGAGACCGGCAUGUAUUACAUCUCUGCGCAGCCGAAACACACGAGACGCUGCUGGUGCCCACAGCUCCACGACGAAUCUCAAAAGGCACGCUGCCCAUUCCUCACGCAACAACCAGGCGCCAAGGCGCACCUAUUUAACCCCAUAGGGGUAGGAUUUAAUCGCUCCAUACGUGUUUGCCCCGACCCAGAGAGUUGCCAUAGCGAGACCCAGGAGAGCCGCCAUCAGUGCUUCAACGUGGUAUACAUGGCGUACAAGUACAUGUACUGGUUUAUCACGCAUCGAGUCCCCCUACACCACGAGCGUGCGAUGAAAAAGAACAUCCCAGAAGAGAUAGACCGCUAUCUAGAGGAUAGUUUCAGGAAAGGCAGCCGCGCAUCGGGUGAUGACGAUGGGCUGGAGUCCGACCCGUACUGGCUGCACAGGAAGGCUCUCGUCUGGGGGCUGUUCUGGGAACUAGAGAAUUCCGAAGGCGCGUGCCCCCAGGGUUCCACGACAUUCAGCGUGCCUUGGGAAGAGAACGAGGAAUUGAUGAGGAGGCCGUUGGGAGUUUUGAAACAUUUUGAUAUGUUGUUGAGGCGGCUCUUCAAUGAGUACGCCUCGUCCUGCCAUUACAGGGAGAAGAACGGGGUUAAUGUGGGAGAGAUCGAAUUGUGGACGGAGGUUCUGCCUCGCGAGAUGUGCUGGAUGUCAAUCGAGUGUAAUAAGAAUAUCCCAGAAACCAGUGCUCCUGGUCCAAAUGACAAUUCUGAGGCAGCACGUGCAACCGAGGAGGCACCCCGUGGUAACCUCAAGCGACCCUUUCCCUACGAUGACCCAGACAGCCUGUCCCUGGAGCCAAAUAGCAAGAAGAGGAAUUUGAGUCGUGAGAUGCCGAUCCCAGAAACCAGUGGUCCUAAUCCAAAUGACAAUUCUGAGACACCACGUGCCAACCUCAAACGAGUCUUUCCUUACAACGACUUAGACGAUUACUUCUUAGGACGAACUAGCAAAAAGAGGAAGCGGCCGGAGUAG